GUCGCCGUGUCGCUCUCCAGUCGAGGCUCGGGGCUCGUGCAGGCACGGACUCUGAUACCGCUGCGGCGCGCACGAAGCGAGAGCCGAGGUCUGUUGGGGUGCUCCCAAGACUCGGACGCGGAGGAGGCGGAGGCACCGGGACGGUCAGCCAUGGAGGCCGCUCCGACCGGCCGCCGGCGGCGCACCUGGUGGGAUCAAAUGGUGGCCACCGUCCGGCGCAACGUCACCAUCAAACUGAGACAGAAACGACGCACUACGGUGGAGGUGUUCAUGCCCAUCUACAUCUUCGCGAUCCUGGCUAUUGUGCGCGCUGUGCAGCCGGAGACCUCCUACCAGGCGGUCGUCUCCGAGCACGGGUCCGCCGUGGUCACCGGCCCCCUCUCGGCGGCACCCACUCUCCAACUCCAUGUCACCCCUGACGGGACGGCCCAGCGGGAGUUUGGCCGCCGGUUGGCGGCGCGACUGAACACGUCUGUUGAGUACCACGCCACGGAGGCGGAGCUCGAGCAGCUGAGCGCUGCACUGCCGGCCCAGCAGGUAGUGGCCGGUCUGGUGCUACCCCCAGAGCCGGGCACGAGGGACCUCGAGUAUACAAUCCGCACCGAUCCGAGACUGAUGCUGAGUGUAGCCAGGUGGGCCAGCGUGGGUCAGUGCCGCGGCCAGGGCGCCGAGGAAGGCCUGGAGAACCCGGCCACCUGCCCGACCAACGACUACUUCUACAGCGGCUUUCUGCAGCUGCAGAGUCACAUCGACGCACUCAUGAUGGAGGACCAAUCCAAGCAGAUGGUGCCAGUGACGAACCUUACGAUGCUGAAUGGGCCGAAACACGAGGAAUCCACAGACAGCUCGGAGUUUCUGCGCAUUUUCGUGCCCCUGUAUAUGGCGAUCUCGCUGUCUCAAUUUAUCACCUACCUGUUGACUUUGAUCGUCGGAGAAAAGGAGGCCAAGAUCAAGGACGGUCUGAAGCUGAUGGGUCUCCGAGAUUCAGUCUAUUGGUUCUCCUGGUUCGUGGUGUACGCCGUAUAUGUGUUCGUCGUGGCCAGCAUCUGCAUUGCCAUAAUGGUGCUGAGCAACGUGUUCCCCUACUCAAACAACGCCUACAUCUACCUGGUCUACGUGCUGUACGGCUGGUCGCUCGUCAUGUUCGGCUUCAUGCUCACUCCGUUCUUCACCAAGGCCAAGGUGGCCGGCGGUGUGGGUAACCUGGCCGUGACCGUGGUCUCGCUGCUGUUCCUGCUCCAAGUCUACCUGGAAGGAAUGCCUCACGGCGUGUACUGGCUCAUGUCUCUCAUCAGUCCGGUGGCCUUUACACUGGGCAUUGAUAGGGCGGUGGACUUUGACAAUCGGAAGAUCGGCCUGCACAGCUUCAACAUGUGGGACGACAGCGGCGGGCUGCCGUUCGGCGGCUGCAUCGUCAUGUUGUGCGUGGACAUUGUGCUCUACGCCUUCCUGGCCUUCUACUUGGACAACGUCCUGCCCAAUGAAUACGGCCGUCGGGAGUCGGUGUUUUUCAUUUUCAAGAAGUCUUACUGGUUCGGUUCGAACAAAUCACUGCUGCUGGCUGACAUGGACGGCGACCACGCGGCGCUGGACGGUCAGGACUCGAGUCCCGACGUCGAGCCCGUCUCCGGAGAGGUGAAGCAGAAGCUGGCGCUGCGAGUGUUCGGCCUGCGGAAGGAGUUCACCAACAACAAGAAGAAGGUGGUGGCCGUGAAUGACCUGAGCCUGGACAUGUACGAAGGACAGAUCACCGCCAUCUUGGGGCACAACGGGGCCGGCAAGACAACAUUCUUCAACAUGUUGACCGGCCUGACGACGCCCACCAGCGGCACGGCUUCCAUCUAUGGACUGGACAUCACUGACCCGGGUGACCUCCGCGACCUGUGGGGGAUGAUCGGCCUCUGCCCUCAGCACGACAUUCUGCUGGAUGACCUGACUCCGCGGGAACACCUCGGGUUUAUCGCCACACUCAGGGGUAUCCCACCGGAGCGUGUUCAGGCUGAGAUAAACUCGACUCUGGCCGACGUUGACCUCCUAGAGAAGGCUGACGAGGUGGUGCGAGGCCUGUCCGGCGGCCAGAAACGCAAACUCUCCGUUGGUCAAGCGCUGGUGGGUGACCCCCGCAUCAUCAUCCUGGACGAGCCGACGGCCGGCGUCGAUCCGUACUCGCGGCGCCACCUCUGGAGUCUGCUGCAGCGACGCAAACACGGCCGCCUGAUGCUGCUCACCACCCACUUCAUGGACGAAGCCGACAUCCUGGCCGAUCGGAAGGCGAUCGUUUCGGCCGGCAAACUGCGCUGCUGCGGCUCGUCCAUGUUCCUGAAGAAUCGCUUCGGACUCGGCUAUCACCUCACCAUCGUGCAGGGCUCCACGCCGUGUCUGGAGGCUGUGGACAAGAUCAUCGUGUCGUACAUACCGACAAGGGAGCGAGGCAGGGCGCACGGCAACGAGCUCACAUUCGUACUACCCAUGGCGUCGGUGGGCCGGUUUCCGGAGCUGUUUGCUGAACUGGAGAAGCAGCAGGAGACGCUGGGAGUGCAGAGUUUUGGCGUCUCGCUCACCACACUGGAGGAGGUAUUCCUGCACCUGGCCGAGACGGAGGACCACUCGGCUGACUCCGAGCCUCUGUCGGCCGUCACCCGAACGGUGCUGAACCAGCGGGCCAGCCUGGGCAGCGCGGAGCACUCGCGGUCCUCGCAGCAGGCCGUCGGCCGUCCGCCCAGCCUGCCCUCGCCGGGAGGCGGCGGGGAUGGCCCUGACUCCAUCCCCCUCUCCGACGUGCCCCGGGCCGCGCACACCGCCGAGCCGCCGGCGGUGCCGCUGCAGCCGUCCUGGCAGCGCGCCAUGGCCGCUCUGAUCCGCAUCCGAAUUCUGUCCUUCAUCCGCGUACCUGCCGCGAUCUUCUUUAUCCUGAUCAUGCCGGCGGCCAUGAUGAUCGGGGGACUGAUGAUCAACCGCGGCUCGAGCGGCUCUAGUGGCGGCCCGGCGCAGGUGCCGCUCCAUCCGACACUCUACCCCGGCUACUCCCUGCUCUACCACACGGAGUCGGGCGCUGCUCUGGACCCGGCGGUGCUGCGUGGAUGGGGCCUGCCGGCGGACAGCUUCAACGGCUCAUACCGGGCGCUGCUCAAUAACUCCGUACUGGCCGGGCUGAAUGUGACUAGUGCCGGUGAGGCGGCGGUGGUUCUGCAUGAUCAGGCCAUCCACUCGCCGGCUGUCGUGCUGAACGCCAUCAACAACGGAAGACUCAGUCAGCUGCUGCAGUCUGCGUUCAACUCCUCCGCGGCUCUGUCGGUGACCUCCCAUCCUCUACCCAGCGGCGUGACGCUGGACUUUGACUCGAGCGUGUUCUUUUCGUCGUUCAUGGUGGGCUUUCUGUUUCUGAUGGUGCCCUGCAGUAUCGCUGGAGAGCUGGUGCAGGAGAGAGAGCUCAAGAUCCGGAACCAGCUCCGAGUGAACGGCCUCAGCUUCACCACCUACUUCCUGUCGUUCUUCAUCGUAGUCUUCGGCCUGUUCUUCGCCCUGUGGGUCAUCAUGCUGAUCGUGGUACAGGCUGCCGACGUCACCCUGCUGAAGCCCAUGCCGGCCUUCUCCAUGCUGGCUGUGCUCUAUCUGGAGUACAUCUUCGUCGGCUUGCUGUUCGCCAGCAUCGUCUCCUACAUGUUCGACAAGCUGGAGACCUCCAUGUCCGUCUAUCCCAACGUGGCCAUCAUGUGCGGCAUGCUGCCCUACAUGCUGGUCUCCCUGCUGGACUCACUGCUGCCCGACUCUGGUGUGGCCCUGCCGCUUCACUACGUGUUCUGCCUGAUCGAUCCGUUCUACAUCCCAUGUGGUGCGCUCUACUAUCUGUCUAAGACGUACAUCAUGGUGAGACUCCUUGAGCAGCGAGACGUGGAGGCGGCCGACUACUGGGCGGCUCCCGAGUUUCUGGUGCCGCUACUGGUGCAGCUGGUGCAGAUCCCGCUGCUCUGGCUGGUGCUGCGGCGCGUCGACGCCAAGAAGAACGCGCACAACGACCAGCCCGGCUGCCUGGCGCGCAGGAAACACACCCGUGACGCAGCAGAGAUGGAGGAGGGCCCUGCUGCGGACGGCGGAGAGCCCGAUCAGGACGUACUGGCAGAACGGGAGCGGGUGGACCGCAUCAUGGACGGCUCCUGGACCGGCCCGGCGCCCGUCAUUGCUGCUCAGAACCUAUGUAAGCUGUACAGAUCUCACGACAAGUCUGAGAAGUCUGCCGGCGGCGACGGCGUUCUGCAGGCGGUGGGCGACGUCAGUUUCGCCGUGAAUGCCGGCGAGGUUUUCGGACUUUUGGGGCCGAACGGAGCGGGGAAGACGACCUGUAUGAGGAUGGUUAUCGCCGAGGAGGCGCCCACACGCGGGAAGAUUCAGGUGGCCGGUACGCCCAUCACGGACAGUCUCUCCGAGGCGUUCCAGAUGGUCGGCUACUGUCCCCAGUUUGACGCCCUCUGGAAGUACAUCACCGUCGAGGAGCACCUCAAAUGUUUUGCGCAGAUUCGCGGCGUCUCCCCGCAGGACUCCCAGCGUAUCGCCAACCACUACAUCGAAGGCCUCCAGAUCGCCGAGCACUCCAAGAAACGCAGCCACGUCUGCUCGGGUGGUACACGUCGCAAACUCAGCUACGCGCUCAGCAUGCUGGGAGAGCCCCGCAUCGUCCUACUAGACGAGCCCUCCACUGGUAUGGACCCGCAGUCGAAGCGCUUCCUCUGGGAUACGAUCGCGGCCGGGUUCCGCGCGGAGCGAGGCGCCAUACUGACGACACACUCCAUGGAGGAGGCGGACGCACUCUGCACACGGCUGGGGAUCAUGGUUCGCGGCAACCUCAGGUGCCUCGGCUCGACACAGCACCUGAAGAACAAGUACGGCGGCGGCUACAUGCUGGAGAUGAAGCUGGGUGCCGGUGAUGACCUCUCUGACCGCAUCGCUGAGGCCCGCCGGCUGGUGAGCGAGGUGUUCCCCGCGGCCAUCCUCGAGGAGAGCUACGGCGAGCGGCUGCGCUACAAGAUACCACAGCAGGACGUCGGCAGUCUCUCCAAGGGUUUCUCAGAGAUGGAAGCAGGUCAGUUCUCCCCCGGGAACUGUUUCCGUCGGCCCUCCGCCGUGGAAAACGCCGAUCGGAGGCGAAUUGUGGCAGCGGAGGCGGAGGAAAUGGCUGGAGACAGCGCCUCAGGCGGCCGUGUGCU
Molecule: messenger RNA, 5201 nt
Organism: Amphibalanus amphitrite
Lineage: Eukaryota; Metazoa; Arthropoda; Thecostraca; Balanomorpha; Balanidae
Product: phospholipid-transporting ATPase ABCA3-like
Exons: 27
Biological process (GO): transmembrane transport; lipid transport
Cellular component (GO): membrane; intracellular membrane-bounded organelle
Molecular function (GO): ATP hydrolysis activity; ATP binding; lipid carrier activity
Source: RefSeq, a predicted model, not a curated record